Messenger RNA from Aspergillus bombycis, 1539 nucleotides. RefSeq names its product MFS transporter. NCBI's taxonomy places the organism in Eukaryota, Fungi, Ascomycota, Eurotiomycetes, Eurotiales, Aspergillaceae. Bases 1 to 1539 code for a protein of 512 amino acids. The record is from RefSeq and is a predicted model, not a curated record. Gene Ontology annotation, molecular function: transmembrane transporter activity. The transcript has 5 exons. Gene Ontology annotation, biological process: transmembrane transport.
AUGCGCCUAUGGCCGUCUGGUGACGGAACAUCCGAACCACCGGUGUUCCUGGAGUGGAGAUCAUCGAAGUUCUUCAUCAUCUUUGUGGUGGUGUUUGCAGUUUUCACGGACAUAUUACUCUAUGGACUAAUAGUUCCUGUGACCCCAACUGCUCUACAUGAGAGAGUGGGUCUAUCGGAAGACAACGAACAGAGCUGGACAUCUAUCUUGCUGGCGCUUUACGGAGCAGCUCUGCUGGCAUUCUCACCCAUUGCUGGAUACAUAGCUGAUCGAAUUGAGUCAAGAUGGUGGCCUCUAUUGAUCGGCUUGAUUGCCUUGGGUGCCGCUACAGCGCUGCUUUGUGUCGGUACCCAUCUUGGUCUCUGGAUUGCUGGCCGCCUAUUCCAGGGAGCAUCAGCGGCAGUCGUCUGGACAGUAGGAUGCGCACUUCUAGUCGAUACUGUUGACAAAGAAGAGCUUGGGCAAGCGUUGGGCUAUAUUGGCAUGGGAAUGACCCUUGGAAUAAUGGGGGGUCCCCUCCUUGGCGGUGUUAUUUACGAACAUGGAGGGUAUUAUGCUGUCUUUGGAUUGGCUUUCGCGUUGAUCGGCUUAGACAUCUUGUUCCGGAUUAUUAUGAUUGAGAAGAAGUAUGCCGCAAAAUGGCUCCCUCCCACAGAAGUAUCUCCCCAAGGAGAGAAAUUGGAUAACGAAGCUGCCUCGCAAGACGCCACAGAAUCCUCUGGCCCCGCUACAAGCAAAAGCGAUCAUAAUAGAGAUGGGAACCCGCAGGCUGUAACACCUGCAUUGUCAGAAGGCUCACAAUCUAUGGAGAAAUCGGGUGACCAACGCCUGGAUAAUUCCAAUCACUCAGCAACCACCGAGCCCCAUCCAGCGAAGGCCAUACUCACUUUACUAGCAUCGCACCGCAUGAUGGUCACUAUAUGGGCAUACUUUAUCCUUUCGGUCGCCCUGACCUCUCUUGACAGUGUGCUUCCCCUCUAUGUGCAAGACACUUUUCAUUGGGGGCAGACGGGCCAGGGAUUGAUCUUUGUUCCUCUAUCUGUUCCGCACCUCAUAGACCCCAUAGUGGGAUAUAUUAACGACAAAUUUCCGGGUGUACGGCGCUACCUUGCAGCAGGCGCACUUUUCGCAACCGUCCCAGUCAUUGUCUGUUUUCGAUUUGUCACGGAAGACUCAAUGAGACAGAAAGUACUGCUCUGCGCCCUGCUAGCCCUUCUUGGGGCCUGUCUGGCUUGCCUCAUGCCCCCCAUUCUGGUAGAAGCCUCAUAUAUUGUGCAAGAGAAAGAAGAAAAGAAUCCCAAUAUAUUUGGUAAAGGGGGCGCCAUGGCUCUUUCAUAUGGGAUUUUGAAUGCCGCCUUUGCCGCGGGCAGUAUAGUCGGGCCGUUUUUUGCGGGCUAUAUUCGAGAAAGUGCCGGUUGGGCGACGAUGUCGUGGGCCCUUGCAGUACUGACGGGCGUGUCGGCCGUCCCAGUGCUGUUGUUCUUGGGUGGAUUCCUUUUCAAGAACCAGAAGAAUGUGGAACCUCGGUCUGCUGCGUGA